AUGGAUAACAGCAAUCAGCAACCCCAAGUUGAAUCUUCAGGGCAACCUCAACAUAACACUCACGGCCAACCCCAAGUUGACAGUCAAGAACAUCCACCAAGUUAUACAGAGUCUGUUAAAAAUUCAUCUCAAACUGGGUAUGACAAUUACCCACAAAGUUAUCCUCAAAUUCCAGCUACCUACCCAACACAGCAAGGAUAUGCAGCAACAGCGGACUAUGACCCAUCAAAAGCGGCAUAUCCAACACAAGGUUACCAGCCAGGCGGUGGUUACACCAACUACGGUCACCAACCGUAUUAUCCUCCACCUCCAGCUUCAAACAACAAUCAGGCAGUCAGUGUUGCACCGGAUACGCAAAAUCUAUUGGACGUACCAGGGAGGAAUUACACAUGUUCAGCUAUUUUCGCGAUUUUCAUGUUUAUGCCGACUGGAGUUUUGGCUCUCCUCAAAGCAAACGAAGCACAACAUCAGUACCGAAUGGGUAAUGUCGAAAGGGGUUAUGCAUUUAACAUGGAGGCCAGAAAAUUAAUCAGAAUAAGUUUUGGGGUUGGUGUGGUGCUUAUUAUAUUCUCAAUCGUCUUCAGAGUGUUGCUAGAUAAUUAUUUCUUCAAUUAUGACUAA
Acanthosepion pharaonis is the source of this 621-nucleotide messenger RNA. The record is from the annotation of a GenBank genome assembly. NCBI's taxonomy places the organism in Eukaryota, Metazoa, Mollusca, Cephalopoda, Sepiida, Sepiidae.